Molecule: messenger RNA, 1422 nt
Organism: Hordeum vulgare subsp. vulgare (domesticated barley)
Lineage: Eukaryota; Viridiplantae; Streptophyta; Magnoliopsida; Poales; Poaceae
Product: lecithin-cholesterol acyltransferase-like 1
Exons: 2
Coding region: 18-1292 (424 amino acids)
Biological process (GO): lipid metabolic process
Source: RefSeq, a predicted model, not a curated record
CACUUGUGUAUCGUCUGAUGGCGAUUGUCUCGCCUUCUGCUGAUCUUGCAGCGCUACUCACCUUCCUCAUCAUCUGCCUCAUCCAUCGUUGCGGCGCAGGCGGCUAUGACGCCGAGUUCUACCACCCGGUAAUCCUGAUCCCUGGUUUCACUUGCCCCAACCUGGAGGCGCGGCUCACCGACGCCUACGCGCCGUCGCUGCCCCGCUGCGGCGCCUUCAAGGGGAAGGGGUGGUUCCCGCUGUGGAAAAACACGUCGGACCUGGUCCGGCAGGACUAUGUGCCAUGCUUCGAUGAGCAGAUGCGCCUUGUCUAUGAUCCCACCCUCAACGACUACCGGAACCUUCCCGGCGUCGAGACGCGCGUGCCGGACUUCGGCUCAGCCCACGGGUUCACCUCCAAGAACGAUUCGAGCCGUACCCCAACUUGUCUGACAAGGGUGCGUGAAGAGCUUGAGUUGCUUGGGUAUCGUGACGGCAAGACCCUUUUCGGAGCUCCCUAUGACCCACGGCACGCUCCGCCGCUGCCGGGGCAACCAUCUAAGGUGUACUCCGACUACUUUGCUCGUGUCAAGGACCUGGUGGAGCGUGCAAGCGGGAAGAAUCAAAACAAGCCGGUCAUCCUCGUUGCGCACAGCUUUGGUGGCAAGGCCAUCCUCGGGUUCGUCAACAGGACUCCGAUGCCAUGGAGGAAGAAAUUCAUCAAGCACCUGGUCCUCAUAUCGCCCACACCUCCAGAAGGCUUCAUGGGGGUGCUCACGAACCUCGCCUCGGGACCGUCCUUCCUCGUCCCAUCGGUUCCGCCACUGCUUCUGCGGCCGAUGUGGAGAACCUUUGCGAGCACACUUUUAUCCCUCCCAUCUCCUAUGGCAUUUGGUCACAGGCCAAUCGUGAUCACCAAACAUAGGAACUACUCGGUGUAUGACUACAAGGACUUCCUCACGACACUCGGUUUGAACACCCAGAUUGUGCAACGAGUGCUUUCGAUGAAGUUGAGAAUUGACCCACCAAUGGUGCCGACGACGUAUCUCAACGGUGUCGGCGUCAAAACGCCAGAGCAGGUGGUGUACCGGGACGGUAACUUUGAUGUGCCACCCGAGAAGGUAUAUGGCGAUGGAGACGGGACCAUGAAUUUGUUUAGCGUGCUUGCGUUUGUGAAGGAGCUGAGUAGGCAACAACAAGUUGACAUACCCUUCAAGUUCAUCGAGAUUGCUAAUGCUACACACUCCGAUAUUGUUGUUCAGGAGCAUUCGCUCAAGAAGGUCAUGGAUGUAAUUCUAGAAGCAAGUCGCUGAAAAGUCGUCAUAUGAUAUUGCGUCUUUUUCAGUAUAUUAUGGACGUUCCAAUAUGAUCAUGUAAUUGGGCAUUGUUUUUAAAAGGGGGUUCAUUCCAACCUCUGCAUCAACUGAUGUAUCUUGACAUUGU